This is a messenger RNA of Eucalyptus grandis, 5388 nucleotides long. Its product is annotated as DNA-directed RNA polymerase I subunit 1. Gene Ontology annotation, biological process: DNA-templated transcription. Gene Ontology annotation, molecular function: DNA binding; DNA-directed RNA polymerase activity. Lineage: Eukaryota; Viridiplantae; Streptophyta; Magnoliopsida; Myrtales; Myrtaceae. The record is from RefSeq and is a predicted model, not a curated record. Gene Ontology annotation, cellular component: RNA polymerase I complex.
CCAUCAGUGCCGCUCGCAAGCCUAAAGAAGCGUAAACCCCAAACGCCAAAGCGUCCCCCCUUAAACCCUCGCGCGCAGGAGCUCUCCGCCAAGAAUCCCCACCGCCAUGGCGACGGCAGAGGGGGUGUCGGAGUUCGUCGAGUCGGUGAGGUUCGGUUUCCUGACGGACGAGGAGGUGAGGAAGCAGAGCUGCGUGAAGGUCACCAACACGGUCUUGCUCGACAAUGUGGAGAGGCCGGUGGCCGCCGGGCUCUAUGAUCCGGCGAUGGGGACGCUGAACGACACAACGGCUUGUAAAUCCUGUGGCCAGCGGUCGUUCAAUUGCCCCGGUCAUUGCGGUCAUAUCGACCUAGUUUCUCCGGUCUAUAACCCACCUUUCAAUACGCUCUAUAAUCUUCUGAAAAGGACUUGCUUCUUUUGCUUCCACUUCCGGGAAAGUAGGAGCCAGGUAAUUCGUCGAUGCAUGUUUUCCAAAUUGGAACUCAUUGCAAAAGGCAAUGUUGCUGGUGCAAAAGAACUGGAUUCCAAGUGGGCUACCAAUUCUUCACUGCGAGAGGCUAGUAAUGGGGGUGACGUAUCAUGUUCGACUGUGAGAUCUGAUUCGCAGCAUGACAGUCCUGUGAAUCAGAAGCAAGGAGAAUGGACCUCACUUCAGUUCAAUGAAGCAAUGUCAGUUUUGAAUAAGUUUUUGAAGCCAACGUAUAAGGAGUGUAAGAACUGCAAAGCUAAAAAUCCCAAGAUCAGUAAACCUACUUUUGGCUGGUUCCACAUGAGUGGCAUGACUGGAGCUCAAACCAGAGGAAACAUUAUUAGAGGGAACAAGAUGGAUGGGCCAUUUCUUGAUGGAGAUGGCGAGAUGGAAAGUCUUGAAGGUGCCUUCCUCCAAGAUGAUGGUGGAAAUGAAGCUGAAACUCAAUCGUCCACUUUUGCAUCUCCCGACAGUAUUGGCAUUGCCAAAAAAGGGCAGAAAAAAAGAAAGGGCCAAAGUUUGUCUGAUGAGUAUAUUAAGCAGAAGAAUUUUUUCUCAGGACCUUUAUUACCAUCAGAGGUUAAAGAAAUUAUGAAACUUUUGUGGGAGAAUGAAGCACCAUUAUGCUCAUUUAUCAGUGACAUACAGCAGCAGGGUUCUGGGAAUAGUGCAACUCACUCUAUGUUUUUCUUGGGGACUGUUCUUGUACCUCCAAUAAAAUUUCGUCCACCGUCUAAGGGAGGUGAUUCAGUGAUGGAACAUCCACAUACAGUUCUAUUGGCGAAGGUAUUGCAGGCCAACAUCUCCUUAGGGAAUGCUCAUCAGUCAAAUCGCGCAACCAUCAUUAGCCGAUGGAUGGACCUUCAACAAUCAAUAAAUCUUCUUUUUGAUAGCAAAACUGCUACAGGUCAAGGUCGAAGAGAUGUGGCUUCAGGUAUAUGUCAGUUGCUGGAGAAAAAGGAAGGCAUGUUCCGGCAGAAUAUGAUGGGCAAGAGAGUUAAUUAUGCUUGUCGAUCUGUCAUAUCUCCUGAUCCUUACUUAGCAGUUAAUGAAAUCGGUAUUCCCCCUUAUUUUGCAUUGAGAUUGACAUACCCAGAGAGAGUGACUCCUUGGAAUACUGUUAGUUUGCGGAAAGCUAUUAUCAAUGGCGCAGAUACUCAUCCAGGAGCAACACACUACAUUGACAAGUUAUCUACUCUUAAACUACCACCAGCUAGAAAAGGUCGAAUUUCGAUCUCAAGGAGAUUACCUUCAUCGAGAGGGGUUGUCACACAAGCUGGGAGGAGUUCGGAUAAUGAGGUUGAAGGUAAAAUCGUAUAUCGCCACUUGAGAGAUGGAGAUAUCGUUCUGGUCAAUAGACAGCCUACACUUCACAAGCCUAGUAUAAUGGCACAUGUUGUUCGUGUAUUGAAGGGGGAGAAAACACUUCGGAUGCAUUAUGCAAAUUGCAGUACAUACAAUGCUGACUUUGAUGGUGAUGAAAUGAAUGUCCAUUUUCCACAAGAUGAUAUUUCACGUGCUGAAGCUUACAACAUUGUGAAUGCAAACAAUCAAUAUGUUAAACCAACCAAUGGGUCUCCUAUUAGAGCAUUGAUCCAGGAUCACAUAGUCAGUGCUGCAAUUCUUACAAAGAAGGAUACAUUUUUGAAUUACGAUGAAUUCAAUCACCUCCUUUAUAGUUCAGGAGUUUCUACAGCUGGAUCAGGUUCUUUCAGGAAACUUGGGAAAAAGGUGGCGAUUAAUUUUGAAGACAAUUUGCUCUGUCCUGUGCCUGCCAUUUGGAAACCAGAACCUCUCUGGACAGGAAAACAGUUGAUUGCUGCAGUUCUAGAUCAUUUAACUAGAGGUUACCCGCCAUUUACUGUGGAAAAGCAGGGGAAGAUACCAUCUGACUUUUUUAAAAGAAAACUUAAACAUAAACCCAGUAAGAGAAAGGGUACUAACAAGGAUAAACUGAGGGAACAGGACAAAAUAGAAAGAAAUGAAGAGCCUGGUGAAGAUACUGUGUUGAUAUUCAAAAACUACCUAAUCUGUGGAGUCAUCGAUAAGGCUCAAUUUGGUGACUACGGUCUAGUUCAUACAUUUCAGGAGCUUUAUGGCUCAAAUGCUGCAGGAAUUUUGCUAUCUGCAUUUAGUCGGUUAUUUACAGCUUUUCUUCAGCUGCAUGGUUUCACAUGUGGAGUGGAUGAUCUUUUGCUGAGUAAAGAUAUUGAUGAAAAAAGACAACAACAACUUGAAGAAUGUGAAAAUUGUGGAGAGGAAGUACACUGCGAGGUUGUUGGGGUUAAUGAUUUCAUAGACCCAGCAGAACUUCAAUUGAAAAUUGAAGAAGUAAUACGCAGCAAUGGAGAUUCAGCCCUCACCAAUCUAGAUAGGAGGAUGAUUAGUAGGCUAAAUGAGUUGAGUAGUAAAAAGAUUGAGAAGAAUUUGCUGUCUGAAGGGUUAUUCAAGCCCACUGGAAAGAACUGCAUUUCACUGAUGACUACAUCUGGGGCCAAAGGGGGUACUGCGAAUUUCCAGCAAAUAUCUUCUCAUUUGGGUCAACAGGAGCUAGAAGGCAGACGAGUCCCUAGAAUGGUCUCUGGAAAGACUUUGCCCUGCUUUCCUCCUUGGGAUUGGGCAUCUCGGGCUGGAGGCUUUAUAAUUGAUCGAUUUCUUACUGGUCUGCGACCCCAAGAAUAUUACUUCCAUUGUAUGGCUGGCCGAGAAGGGUUAGUUGAUACAGCAGUCAAAACAUCUCGCAGUGGGUAUCUGCAGAGAUGCUUGGUAAAAAAUCUCGAAUGCCUAAAAGUUUCUUAUGAUCAUACCGUCCGAGAUGCAGAUGGGUCCAUCGUGCAAUUUUAUUAUGGAGAAGAUGGCAUUGAUGUCCAUAAAACAAGCUUUGUGGCGAAAUUUGAUGCCCUGUUGGCUAAUCAUGACAUUAUGAAGGCGAAGUAUUCCACUGAGCUUCGCAAAUCUAAUAGCUAUAUCACAGAUUUGCCAGAAGCUCUAAAGGACAAAGCAAAUAAAUUCAUUUGUGAUAGGAAUCUUUCAGUUCCUAGAUUAGCAAGGAAUGAGAUAUUAAAGCCAGAAGACUUUGUGAAGUCAGUGGAACAAAAAUAUUUCUCAAGUCUUGCACAGCCUGGAGAACCAGUUGGCAUAGUAGCUGCUCAGUCUGUUGGAGAACCAUCAACACAGAUGACAUUGAACACUUUCCAUCAUGCUGGUCGAGGAGAAAUGAAUGUGACACUUGGAAUUCCACGCCUACAGGAAAUAUUGAUGACCGCGUCCACUGAUAUUAAGACUCCAAUUAUGACCUGCCCUUUAUGGAGAGGGAGGUCAAAGCAGGAUGCCAAUUCUCUUGCUGAAAAAUUAAAGAAAAUCACUGUGGCCGAAAUGAUUGAAAGUAUGGAAGUUGCGGUUGUGCCAUUUGCAGUGAAUAAUCACCAGGUCUGCAGCAUAUAUAAGCUGAAAAUGAAGCUUAAGAGGCCUAAAGUCUUUUCAGUAAAACACUGUGAAGAGAUCUUAGAAGUUGUAUACCUUAGGGAGUUGGAAGAUGCAAUGCAGAAUCAUCUUCUUUUGCUCUCCAAAAUCAGUGGGAUAAAGAAUUUUACAUCAGAUUCAAGACCCAAGACAUCAAGCGAGACUGAUGAAGAUGCAUCUGGUUUGGCUUCACAGCAUGCUGAGGAGAGGACCGUAGAUGACGAUGCUGAUGAUGGUGAUGAUGAUGGCAAUGACAAUGAUGAUCUUGGUUUUGAUGGGCAAAAACGUAAAAGACAAGCUACAGAUGAAAUGGAGUAUGAGGAUGGUUAUGAAGAGGAGCGGAAUGAACCGGAGCUGUCUGCUGGAUUAGAAAGUGAUGGUGAUCAGGCUAAUGAUGUUGAUAUUGGUGAAGAUGGUGAUGGACCGCCUGGGAUAGCACCAGAGAUUGUGAGCCCUUCUAAAACAAAGAAAAGUAAGAAAAAUGCAAAGUCGGAUGAUGAAGGAAAGAAGAUCAGAACAAAAGUGAUCAAGGAAUUUGACAGAGCAAUUUUUGUGGCAGCAAAUGGAUUGGACUUCGAGGUCCAUUUCAGAUUUACUAAUGAACCUCAUGUUUUGCUGGCCCAGAUUGCUCAGAAAGUGGCCAAAAAGGUGUACCUCAGGAGCUCUGGCAAGAUCGAAUCUUGUCAAGUGAUUACUUGCAAAGAGAACCAAGUGAUCUACUAUGGGGAAGAUCCCAAAAGAAGACAGAAAAUUGAGGCCAAGGAUAAAGAAGCAAUUCCGGCAAUUAAUACAAACGGAGCGGAUUUUUGUGCGUUGUGGCAAAUGCAAGAUCAGCUGGACAUUAGAUAUAUAUAUUCGAAUGAUAUCCACGCGAUGCUCACUACAUAUGGGGUGGAAGCUGCCAGAGAAACCAUCAUACGGGAGGUGCAGAAUGUCUUCGGUUCAUAUGGAAUAUCUGUGGAUAUGCGUCACCUCACCUUGAUUGCAGACUUCAUGACCCACGCAGGUGGGUAUCGUCCAAUGAACAGACUUGGUGGUAUAGCAGAGUCCAUAUCACCUUUCAGUAAGAUGUCCUUUGAGACAGCUUCCAAGUUCAUUGUCGAUGCAGCAUAUCAUGGGGUGGUUGACAACUUGGAGACCCCAUCCGCUCGGAUAUGCCUCGGGCUACCUAUGAAGAUGGGUACUGGUUCUUUUGAUUUACUACAGAAAAUUGAGUUAUGAGGCGCAUGAUUUGAUAGGAAACUACAAUGAAAUGGCUAUGGAGUUGUUAAUGUAUAGAGAGUACUGAGGUGGGCAAUUUUGUCUGGACUGCUCGCCCUGUUUUUAUCAGAUGUUGAAGGUCCAUGUUAACAUUAUUGUUGAUUGUUUCUCAUUCAUUGUGAUAAGUGCAUAUCAGUUUAGUGCAUAUUCUUGAACUUUGAUAUCCUUUAUGACAAAAUCGACUUGUUAUCAUUCAA